UCUGUCUUAAUUCAUUUUUUCAUGCAGGGGUCUCACCAGGCUUGUUGCGCUAUUAAAGGGCUCGAUGUGUUCAGCAGAGCAAGGGAGAUUAAAGUGGAUCCUGACAAACCUCUAGAAGGUGUUCGGCUAGCUGCACUGCAGGCAAGGAAGACACUGUUGGUUCCAACACCGCGUUUGAGAACUGGGCUGUUUAAUAAGAUUGUUCCACCUUCAGGUGCAACUAAGGAAAUCCUACGGAUAUGUGCGACAUCUCAAGGUGUAAAAGAAUACAGUGUGCCUAUAGGUCUUGAUGGGAAAGCACGAGUGGACUUGGUGGUUGUAGGAUCAGUGGCUGUCUCUGAAAAAGGCUGGAGAAUUGGAAAAGGGGAAGGUUAUGCAGACAUGGAGUAUGCAAUGAUGGUGUCAAUGGGUGCAGUCCAGAAGGAUACACCUGUAAUUACUAUUGUGCAUGACUGCCAGGUCGUCGACAUAGCAGAAGAGCUUCUUGAUGACCAUGAUUUAACAGUGGAUUAUAUACUCACUCCAACAAGAACUAUCAAGACUGACUGCAAACGAUUGAAACCACAAGGAAUAAUAUGGCAUAAGGUCAGCUAUGAGAUGCUGGGAAAAAUCCCCAUCCUAAAGAGUCUUCGAUACAGAGAGAAGCAGGCAGGCAAAGACGUUACCCUCAAAGACGAACAUCCAGGCUUGGCAAAUGCUGACAAACCAGCAGCGUUAAAUGAGAAGGCAACGGCUGAAAAUACAAGACCGCAGGCUGCAACGGGCUCAGCUCAACUAAAACAACAAUAUGUUGAAAGCAAUUCUUUAAGUCCCAGAUUAGAGGGAUCUGGCGUGCUUACUACUGUGUAUGUGGGGAAUAUACCUCCCAGUACAAGAGUGAGCGAACUGAAAUAUGUUUUAAGGGAAAUCCAUGCAACUCCUUUACGACUGAAUUGGCAAGGAGCACAGCACAGGGCUUUUCUCGAUUACAAGGAUAAAGCAGCCGCGGAGAGUGCUGUAUCCUCUUUGAGAGGCUUGAGCCUUGGGGGUAAUACUUUGCGAGUUGAGCUGGCCAAGAAUCAGAGAAACAAAGGGCAAGUAGAAAUCAAUAGUCAGAAGUGAACGUGAAUAAAGGAGGAAAAAAAAAAAAAAAGACAUGUUUUCAUUGUUUUGUGAGAAGCCAACCUAAAUUUUCAAGGAUAUUAGUACAUCCUCUGACUUCUGCAGGCUGAACAACAAAGUACAAAGCUAACUUUUCAAACAAAUGAGGCACAGAUAUCACUGCUGACUUGCCUGUCUAAUUUCUGCAGUUGUAUACCCAAAGUGAAUUUACAAGGAUGGAUGACAGAAGGGCCGCUUCUCUAAACAGUUAUCCACAAAGUACCCACAUGUUGUGCUUUUGUUUUCCAUUGGCAUUGGGUUGCUUUGCUGUUUUCUGUGCUCAUUUGUUAAGCCUGGAUGAAAACCAUGCCCUUUGGUAGCCAUGUGCAGCCACAUGUAGUGAGAUGGUUAUCUCUUGUCACCUACAGAGUGUACUUGCAAAUUUGUAGCUGUGAGUUUAAAAGUCAACAGCUGAAAAGCUAUUUGAAGGAUUACAAUUUUGCUUGCUGAGAAAUGGAUUUUGCCUUUUAGAAGUUCUCAACUUUUUUUUUUUUUUAAUAAAAAGAGGAAGGAGAUUCCCAUUUUUGUGCUCUUGAAGAAGCAUUCUGAAAUGUUAUUUCUACAUGGCUCAGCCACUGAGUCCUGUAAUAGCUACUAACAUCAGGUGGAAAAGAGGGUAGCCCCUUCUCAGGUUUCUUGUGUUAAUUCAACCCUCUCUAAACCUUAUUUCAGUCUGGGAGAUGAAAGCAAAUACCAAUUUUUAUUCCCUACCUUUCCCCAAAAUGCUUUAGGUGCCUCUUUCCUGGAUGUAUAGACUUAAAAGCUAGAUAUUUGUCCUGAUUGUUGUCUCCUAUAGUUUGGUGCAACUCCAUUGCCUUAGUGAAAUUACGUUAAUGUAAUUAUUGCAGCAGAAAUGAAAAGCAGACAGACCAUGGUCAAAACUUGCUGGUGACUAGUCAGGUACUGAGGAGUUUGAAAAGUUACUGGAGAGAGUAGCAGAGCUUAUUCGUGUUGUGCCUUUGACUACCAAUGUGGUCUUUCUGCACCCACAACAUCAGAGGGUGGUGAGUGUUAGAGAGCAGCAGCACCGGAAAGUUUUCUUUAUAGGAAAGUGCUAGCUUGAACAGCAAGACUUGCACGCACAUGAUUAUUCACUUACAAAGUAAAGCUGAAUGAUGAUUUAUUUGGUAUGGCUUUUAUUAUAUUUUUUUCUUCAGUUCCUUAUUCCUGAAAAACAAGUUGAAUUUUGGCUGAACCAUCCUUUCUAAACAGAAGCACUUUUGCCAUUGAUGCUGGGCGCACAGUCAAAAUAAGCAUCUAAAUGGAUUUUUUUUUAAGUAUGAGUUGGAAACAUUUUUUUUAGUCAGAGGGUACUGUUAAGUAUAUUUUAAGCACGUUAUUAUGCCUCAAGGGUCAGACAUUUCGUACAGUAUUAAAUAAAAUGUUCUCAGCGUUAUCAUGUGCUCUGGGCACAGCAGCUCAAGCAAAGCAUUGCUUCAACUUCUUGUAAGGUCAACAAAGGGGAGGGCCUUCUCAGGAAGUACUGCUAUGUUCUCAAAUGCUCUCUUUUCUUCCAGCUCAAAAUUAUUUUCAGUAUAACUUAUCAAACAUAAGCACUGCAGAGUCCUCUAUCUUGUUUCAGCAGUUGUGCACUUCAUGGCUGAGUCGGGUUAUGUUACCACUUGAACAGACUUAUUACAGCAUAAGCUUAAAAAGUAGAGAAAGGAAAAGCAAAAAAAAAAAAAAAAACCCCAGACAUCACCCCUUCUCCAAAUGACUGCAAAUGAAAUAACAUGGUCAUUUGGUAUGCUCUUUGAUUCUUAUAAUACUGCAUGCUCUGGCGAAGAUGCCCAAGAAUGACCAGUUAAAAAGUAGUUAUUCUGCUAAUGAAAAUUUCCAUCAUCUCAAACUUCCCCUGUUGUAUUGCAGAUUGAACCAGCCUGCUCUGAUCAUAUUUGCAGGAAUUCCUUAUGCUGUCUUAUUUCCUUUCUUAAUGCCUAAAGUUUCAAUACAGAUAAGAAUAACCACUGUUGACCACUGGAGAGAAUGGCUUUGUGUUUUUUACUGAGGCAGAACUAGUCAAAGGAAAUUCAUAAGUGAGAAGUACUUUGCAUUUAUAUGUAAAUACAUAUUUGAAAGUACUUUAGCAAUUUUCUUCCUGCUAAUCCUGGUACUGUGGCAAGUCUGAGUUUUGAUUGCCAGAAGCCACAACACAUAGUUUAAGAUCAACGAACCUCUAAAAGCAGUGAAACAGAGGAAUUUAGUCUGGUCUUCUGCUAAUAUAAGGUUAUCAUGCACAUACUAGUGUUGCAUCUCUUUACUUUGCUCUCAACAUCAUAUGCCGUAGGUCGCCAGUUUUGUUUGGACAAACAUAGCUGGAUCUAGCUUCUCUUGAUGCUUUUUCUCUUCGCAGUUUUGGUUCCGUGUUCAACGUGUAACAUGAGUUAUGCUAGAUUUGUGUCUAAGUCACUUUUUUUCCAUCUUGUGUGUUGCAAGGCCAGAUUUCACAGUAAUAAGUAGUAUCUUGUUACCUUCCUAGUAGGUAAUUAACAGUCCAAAUCAGGCUGCUGGAAAGAUAUUAACUAGACAAAGGUAUGCUUCAGGGGGGAAAAAAAUAAUAAUAAUAAUUGCCACAAACUUAAGUUAACAGACUAUUCAUUAGCACUUUGCAUGGACUGGAAUAAUGCUACUGAUGCUACGAUAUUGUCUUUCCAACUUAAGCAGUCAUUUUUGAUUCAGGUUGUUAAUAAAUGUAACAUCCUUUGGGCCUUGCCAUCUUGAAGCCAUUAAAAUGGGUUCUUAAUUCAAGAUAGCAGCUGCUCCAGGUCAGUUUGGCAGCCUGUUGCAAACCCAUCUGUGUCAGCAGUUUCAGCUAAUCAGUAGCAACUGAGGUGCAGGUACAAGUUUUUCUGUCAUCUCUGCUUCAAGAGCAGCAAUCUUCAGGAAAGGAAUUAGUACAGGCAGCUGUUGAAGAUAAAGCCUGAAGCUGCAGAAAGUUCUCCAUGGUUCAGAGCUUUUGCAUAAGGUUAGUAAUGAGAAGUUGUGAAGUUACGUGAAGACAAAACACUAGUCCUCAGAAAUCAGAAGAUUAGACUGCCCUAAAAUCCUUACUGUGACCUACUUGUUUAUGUCAGCCUGCUUAGUUUCAUUAGGUUUUUUUUCUUAGCAAAUAUGACUCAAGAACAUACCAUCUUCCUUUUAAAGAUGACAGGCCAUAAAGAAUAUUCUGCCACAUAUGGGUUGCUAUAGGAUUCACACAGUGAAAACAAGAAUCGAUGUUGUAGGAACCUAAGUUCUGUUU
Messenger RNA from Struthio camelus australis, 4381 nucleotides. The record is from RefSeq and is a predicted model, not a curated record. NCBI's taxonomy places the organism in Eukaryota, Metazoa, Chordata, Aves, Struthioniformes, Struthionidae.